Messenger RNA from Pelodiscus sinensis (Chinese soft-shelled turtle), 1781 nucleotides. The record is from RefSeq and is a predicted model, not a curated record. Lineage: Eukaryota; Metazoa; Chordata; Testudines; Trionychidae.
GGGAAGCAGACUCACGGGGAAUUCUUGGAGCGGCGAGUCUGUCUCGCUCGCUCGCUCUCCCCUCUGCUGGAGUGUGUUGGAGCGGAGACAAGAGUGUAAUUCCUUUUUUAAAAAAAAAGGCAGGGAGAGAGAGAAGGGAAAGGAAAGAAGAAGAGAUUCUUACUGGAAUCAGGGCACCGUGAGAAGGCUCUGCGGGGGAGGGGAACGGAAGCAAGAUUUUCACAACCAAGUUUUGUGGCUGCCGCUUGCUAGAAGAGCGAUUCAGACAGGGGGUCCUUUUUUGUAUUGUGGGGAGUUGUGUUUGUUUUUCUUUUCCCCCUCCUCUUCCCUUUCCAGGCUCUGUUCCGCAGCCUAACUGUGUAAGGGAGAGCAGAGGGAAGGGAUACACAGACUCACAGCAACAAGAAAACAAACCACAGAAAGAAAACCCGUCUUCGAACCUUCAGCCUUUGCAACCAACGGAGAGAAGGGGGUGGUUGGAGAGAAAGAGGGAGGAAAAUAAAAUACAUACAUAGACAGGCUCCAGGAGUUCCAGUAUCCAAAGCGGAGACCUCAGGCAGCAGAAGCGACAUCACUGGAUUUUUUUUUCUUCUUCUGCAUACUUUUCAAUUGCAAGAACUUCCACUCAGGGGGAAAAACCCAUAACACUUAGCAGCAGCAGCAGCCACUAGGAGAAAGUGUCUUGAAUGAUUAUGUCUCCCGACUGGGCCACUUCCAGUCUGUAGAGUUUUUCUGUUUCCUGUGCUGUGCAUCUAUCUAUAGUACUCCUCAGCACCAUCCCCCAUUUGGGGUGAUUUUUUCUCCCACAAUGUACUGUUAGAAACCACUCAAGGGCUGCUCCAGCAGUAGGAAAAUCGGGGGUCGGGUGGGGGUGGAUGAGUAUAUCGAUGAGAGAUCCAGUAAUCCCUGGGACAAGCAUGGCUUACCACCCCUUCUUACCUCACCGGGCACCGGACUUUGCCAUGAGUGCAGUGCUAGGACACCAACCUCCCUUCUUCCCGGCUCUUGCUUUGCCUCCCAAUGGGGCGGCUGCUCUCUCCCUUCCCGGGGCUCUGGCCAAACCGAUUAUGGAUCAAUUAGUCGGAGCGGCAGAGACUGGCAUCCCUUUUUCUUCCCUGGGUCACCAGGCGGCAGCUCAUCUGAGGCCUCUAAAAACGCUGGAGCCAGAAGAAGAGGUGGAAGAUGACCCCAAAGUGCAUCUGGAAGCCAAAGAACUUUGGGAACAAUUCCACAAAAGGGGAACAGAAAUGGUGAUUACUAAAUCAGGAAGGAGAAUGUUUCCUCCAUUUAAAGCGAGAUGUACUGGGCUGGAUAAAAAGGCCAAGUACAUUUUAUUGAUGGAUAUUGUGGCGGCUGAUGACUGCAGAUAUAAAUUCCAUAAUUCCCGGUGGAUGGUAGCUGGCAAAGCUGACCCUGAAAUGCCAAAGAGAAUGUGCAUCCACCCGGAUAGUCCGGCUACAGGAGAACAAUGGAUGUCCAAAGUCGUCACUUUCCACAAACUUAAACUGACUAACAAUAUUUCUGACAAACAUGGAUUUACCAUUCUGAACUCCAUGCACAAAUACCAACCGAGGUUCCAUAUUGUCAGAGCCAACGACAUACUCAAGCUGCCCUACAGUACGUUCAGAACCUAUGUGUUCCCUGAGACUGAAUUCAUCGCUGUGACCGCAUACCAGAAUGAUAAGAUAACUCAGUUAAAAAUUGACAAUAAUCCAUUUGCCAGAGGUUUUCGGGACAACGUGAAUGGAAGGAGGGAGAAAAGGUAAGUCUGAAAAGUUGUC